Molecule: messenger RNA, 564 nt
Organism: Peniophora sp. CBMAI 1063
Lineage: Eukaryota; Fungi; Basidiomycota; Agaricomycetes; Russulales; Peniophoraceae
Source: the annotation of a GenBank genome assembly
AUGGCCGACGAUGACGAUGACGAUGACGACUGGGGCGUUGUCGCAGUAGAAGAGCCCGGCGGGCGCGUGGUUGAUGCCGGCUGGGUGGGCGAUGAAGUACCGGGGGCGGAAGACACCAGCGAGGUUAUUUCUGACGCCGAAGAACUGGGGGGAGAAACAGUGCGUGAGUUUGACUGUGGACUGGUCGUGGGCGAGCUCGUGACAGCAGGUGAAGGAGUGGACGAAGGGGAAGGGCGCGAUGCAGAAAUGUUCGUAGCGGUUGAUACAGCAGAAGUACUGUCCGUGACAGAUAGGGAAAUGGAAGCAGAGUCAGAAGUCCGUGACGAGGAAGAAGAGGGUGUUUGUCUGGUGGACGAAGACGAGUUAGUCGAGUUCCGUGAGGCGGACGAUUCAGUGGGUGUGCUCGACGGGCUUUCGGUUGGGGUAUCAGAGGAUGACGAGACGGUAGCGCUCGACGUGGCCGCCUCGGUCGGCGCACUCAUGGUAGCCACUGAAGAGACUGGGACGGCAGAGGCGCCCAGCUGCCUCGGCACGAGCGAAGUGACCGCAUUGACUGCAAGGUGA